AAACGGAGCAAACAGCUCCCAAAUCGGAAUCUGAGCUUAGUCGAGCCGGAUUACAACAAAGACCCUACUACUCACAUAGCAACUUGACGUUACUUUAAUGUCAAAGUGACAUUAGUUGACAAAUUUGACAACACUUUAAUAUUAAAUUAACUUGCUACUUGAGUAUCAAUGUAUAAUUUGCUCAAUUAAUAUAUAAUUAGUUUCCAUUAAACUCGCUGAAGCACACAAAGUAUUUGAGAUAUGAAGAACAGAACAAAUGUUUUAUCGUGAUCAAGAGAAUCCCCGCCGUAUAUGAUUUAUUUCAAGACGAGCCUCAGGCAUCAAUAUUCGUUCCAGCACAUCGAUUAAGAGAAUAUGAAAAUGGAAGGAAAAGUCCAAGUGCAAUUGGAAGAAAACGUGCCUUCGAUAGAAUACACCUUACGUCCAAUAACAUAUACCUCCUGGCUCCUAGGUGUCGGCGUUGCACAUCCGCGCAAUUGCCCCAAGAGUCUUACAAUAAUCCUACGUAUAAUUCAUUUGGCCCUGUGUUCUAUUAGCCUAAAAUACAACUGGACAAAAUUUAAACACGAUUUUCAUAAUACCGACAUAUACACAUGUUUGCAUUUUACGAUGUUGGUGAUAAGUCACGUAUCCACGUUUUACUACAUUUAUCAAGUGACCAGGCAACAUGACAAGUGGCCGGAAUUAAUGGAUAAAAUAAAGGAGUUCGAUCAAAUAAUUAGAAGGGAAAUAUUUAUAAACGAUAGGACAGUAAAAAACGUAGAAGUGCUAGCAAUUCUAGCGACAUUCACUUGUUGUCCACUGGGCCUGAUUGUGGACGGCUUGUAUUACUACUUUAUAGAUCCAAAUAAAAUCGGAAUUGAGUUGACACUUUAUUAUAGAUCAGCCCAAUCCCUGAUCAACAGCUUCGUCUUUGACAUUGUUGUCUAUGUGCUAUAUCGUAGAUUACAGGCGAUAAAUAAAUUAAGUGGCCAAUUAAAUGAGAUAUCCGAUACACCAGUGGUAGUGCUUAAGAUUAGACGCAUCCGAGAAAUGUAUAAUGGUAUUUGUGAUCUUGUCAAUAUGGUAAAUGAUAUUCAUGACUUUCAUCUUCUCUACUGUUCGCUUACCUGUCUUAUUAUGGUCGUAACUGAACUAUUCACAAUAUACACAAUAAUUAUAGACGGAGAUGAAACAUUUCUGUUGAUAACUAUUAUCUUUUCGAUUCUGUACUUCACGCAAUUUGGUGUGAUGUGCUGGAUUUGCACACUUGCGCGUCGAGAAACCGACAAUACCAGGACAAUUAUAAACACAAUUGCAUUGAAUUUUAAACAUGUAAAUCUUGAACUAAAAGAGAGAAGGAGUCAAUCAAAUCUAAAAAUGCAAACGUCUGUGGAAGGUGCGAACAGUGGGCAAAAUUCUGUUUGGAGCAGCAGCCACUAUCUGAAUGACGUUGCCAUAGGAAAUCUGAGCAAAAACUUGAACCGUGACUGUAUUAGAAAUGAAAUAAAUGAUUUUUUGAUUCAACUCCAACAUCGUCAAGUAAUAUUUACGGCGUAUGAUUUCGUCGAAAUAAAUAGUGGAUUAUUUUGUGCUUUUAUUGGCGUGAUAAUCGGUUAUUUGACACUCUGUAUUGAAUUUUAUGAACCCACUAUAUAUACACUCAGAAAAAAAUGUAGCAUCAGAUAAUACAAUUGUGAAGUGCUCGUCUACAAAUAAUAAUACAAAUAGGGAUAAAGAUAAAUUGUAAUAAAUAAGUCUAAAAAAUUGUUCUAAGAAACUUGUCUUAAAUCAGUUGACAAACUGCUUAAAGCUGUAAAAUAUUGCAGUAUUAACAAAGCCUAAAAGAUGUUGUAAUUUUAAAUAUUAUAAUUUUGUUGCAAUUUAUUGCAUUUAUUGUGAAAAUAUAGUAGCGUUUGACUUAAAAAUCUACCUGUAAAUGCUUAUAGGCAUAUAUGUAAACUAAUAAUAACCUGUAGCAAUCUUUAAUUCAACUUGCACGCCUAUAAAUGUUUUUGUAGAAAACAAAUCAACAAUUAUUGUAAAGCAGUUUAUCUUUUAUAGUAAAGUGUUUAAGAGGUUUAAGUUUAAAGUAAAGUAAACAAAUUGUAUUUACAGUGACUAUAAACUAUAUAAUAAAACAAGUAAUACGUUACUACAAAUUAAUGUUAGCUGUUUUAAAUAUUUAAAAUAUUAUUUUAUGAAAUACUACAAUAACGCAAUAAAUUUUAACUGAAUUU
Molecule: messenger RNA, 2219 nt
Organism: Monomorium pharaonis (pharaoh ant)
Lineage: Eukaryota; Metazoa; Arthropoda; Insecta; Hymenoptera; Formicidae
Exons: 4
Coding region: 355-1668 (437 amino acids)
Biological process (GO): sensory perception of taste
Cellular component (GO): dendrite; neuronal cell body; axon
Source: RefSeq, a predicted model, not a curated record